Molecule: messenger RNA, 3865 nt
Organism: Pseudophryne corroboree (corroboree frog)
Lineage: Eukaryota; Metazoa; Chordata; Amphibia; Anura; Myobatrachidae
Product: E3 ubiquitin-protein ligase TRIM39-like
Exons: 1
Coding region: 1-1578 (525 amino acids)
Molecular function (GO): protein binding; zinc ion binding
Source: RefSeq, a predicted model, not a curated record
AUGGCGUCUGCUGAUCUGAGACAGGAGCUAGACUGUUCCAUCUGCCUGAACAUUUAUACAGAUCCUGUGACCCUGAGAUGUGGCCACAACUUCUGCCGGGUCUGUAUUGAUUGUGUGCUGGAUACACAGGAGGGGGCUGGAGCUUAUACCUGUCCUGAAUGCAGAGAAGAGUGUCAGGAGCGUCCUGCACUGCAGAGGAACAUAACGCUGUGUAACAUAGUGGGGAGUUUCCAAACUACUCGGCCAGAUCAGCAGGAGACUGGGAUCUUCUGCACUUACUGUGUGGACUCUCCUGUACCUGCUGCUAAAUCCUGUCUGCAUUGUGAGGCUUCUCUGUGUGAUAAACACCUGAGAGUACACAGCAAGUCAGCAGAACACGUCUUAUGUGAUCCCACCACUUCCCCAGGGAACAGGAAAUGCUCUGUUCAUAAGAAAAUCCUGGAGUAUUACUGCACUGAGGAUGCAGCCUGUAUCUGUGUGUCCUGCAGUUUGGCUGGAGAACAUCGGGGACAUCUGGUGGAGAUUCUGGAUGAGGCUUCUGAGAAGAAGAAGGAGAAGCUGAGAGAUGUUCUGCAGAAACUGACCACAAAGAGAGCUGAGGCUCAGAAAAGAAUCCAGAGUCUGCAGGAGCGCAGGAGAGAUCAGGAAGGAGCAGCUGGUGUAACUGAGAGUGUCACUGCCCUGUUUACAGACAUCAGGAGACAGCUGGAAGACCUGGAGAAGAGAGUCCUGAGUGAGAUCUCCAGACAGGAACAGUGUUUUUCAUUCUCAAUCUCUUAUCUGAUCCAGCAGCUGGAAAUAAAGAAGGACGAGCUGUCCGGGAAGAUGCGUCACAUUGAGGAGCUGUGUAACAUGUCUGAUCCAGUGACUGUCUUACAGGAACCAGACACAGGGGACUUGUGUGAUACUGAGGACACAGAGACACAUGAUAACCAGGUCCGUGGUGCAGGAGAUCUGGAUGUGGGUCUCAUCUCAGGGACAUUACACACAUUAUCUGAUAUAAUAACAGGUAUAAAUAUAGGGAUCUAUGUGCAGGAAGCUACAGACCUAUUACUGGAUGUAACCACAGCUGGUAACGAUAUACAGAUAUCAGGUGACAGGAAAUCUGCAUCCAAGUCACCAAACCAGAAUUCUCCAGUAAUACCAGAGAGAUUUCAGGUUCCUCAGGUAAUAAGCACCAGGGGAUUCUCCUCAGGGCGUCAUUACUGGGAGGUGGAUGUCAGAUUUUCAGAGAUAUGGAAGGUGGGGAUGUGUUACCCCAGUAUAAGCAAGAGCGGAAAGGAUUCAGUCAUUGGAUAUAAUUACAAGUCCUGGUGUCUGUGUAGGGAUAAUAAUCAGUAUUCAGUGACACAUUAUAGUAGAGAGACCCGGUUCCCUGACAGUAUCCCAUGUGACAGAGUGAGGGUGUAUCUGGAUUAUGAGGCAGGACAGCUGUCCUUUUAUUCUCUAUGUGACCCCAUCAAACACUUACACACCUACACCGCCACCUUCACUGAGCCCCUCCAUGCUGCAUUACGUGUACGGGAUGGUUGUAUAACCGUAUCUGGGGGAGUCAGGAGCUGGGAAAAAUUACCAUAAGGAAUCUGCCUAGGAACUGGUGACAUCACAGUAAGAGGAAUCCAAUUGGUGUAACAUUCAACCAAUAGAAAGCCGCACUGGGUGGAGCUAUAGAUGAGUCCCUCAUCCAGUGUCUGCCUACUUGUUCCCUUCUGAGUGUGUUACCGUCAUUAUAAUUAUAUAAAUAUACAUUACUGAAAGGAUUUCUCUGACUGACAGCCGUGAUUGGCUGCAAUAUCUGUAUCAGAGCUACACUUGCUCCUAUUGGCUGUGAUGUAUAUUGGGUUGAUGUCUCCUCCUACUGGGAACUGUAGUCUAAAGCUAUGUUUCCUACUAAUACAAGAUGGGGUGGACUACAAUUCCCAGCAUGGUUUAUUGCUUUAACUUGACAUUUGUGAGAAUACACAAUAAUAAUAAUAUUGCUCUGUUAUUAGUGAAGUUGAUGUAUUAGAUGCUGCAGUACUCGCAGCUCAGGGCAGUGGGGAAAAUGGGGAAUAUAUAACACGGGGAUAUACAAUGCAGGCAGGAAAGGGUAUGUAGGGCCCUGCUCAUGAGAGCUUACAUUCUAAUGGGAAAAGGGUCAUUAUUAUAUAGAGCCCUGUUUAUAGAAUUACCAGGCACUGGCUCAGCAUAACUGUGCUUUAUAAUGCAAUAGUAACAUUAUAAUGUGCCCUCGCCGUGACGCCAGACUUUGGCCUGUGUGUUGUAACUAUAACACGUGUGCAUAUAUCAGUGAGGUACGUCCCUGUGUACACUGUUCUGGAUGGUGUCAGUAUAGACAGUAAAAUAAGAACUUUACAUGAAGUUGCAGAACUGAGUAUGUGCGUAGUCCAGUGGUCGCAGCGGGAAUUUAGAAGUGGGGUUAUGGAAAACUGUACAGAAUGGACGGGGGUCUGGGGUGCACUUAGGACCCCAGAAGCUUUAGAGAAUUUCAUAAUGUUAAAUUAAUUUAGAUACGUUUUAACACUAUAUAGUAUAAAAGAAACCAUAUUAUAUGAGGUCUCAAAUCACCCCUGCAUCUUUCACUCCCUCCUUCCCUUACUUACCCCCUGCACCUAUCCUUAACCCUACACUUUUCAUCCCCUCCUUCCAUUUCCCACCCCUGCACAUCUCAAUCCCUCCUUCCAUGUUUCACCCCUGCACCUCUCACCCCCUCCUUCCUUCUCUCACCCCUGCACCUCUCACUCCCUCCAUCCUUCAUUCACUCCCCCCUGCACAACUCACCACCUCCUUCACUCACUCACCCCUGCACAUCUCACUCCCUCCUUCCAUCUCUCACCCCUGCACCUCUAUCAUCCCUGCACCUCUCCUUCCCUCUCACCCCUGCACUUCUAUCAUCCCUGCACCUCUCCUUCCCUCUCCCACCCUUGCACCUCUAUCAUCCCUGCACCUCUCCUUCCCUCUCUCACUCUUGCACCUCUAUCAUCCCUGCACCUCUCCUUCCCUCUCACCCCUGCACUUCUAUCAUCCCUGCACCUCUCCUUCCCUCUCCCACCCUUGCACUUCUAUCAUCCCUGCACCUCUCUUUCCCUCUCUCACUCUUGCACCUCUAUCAUCCCUGCACCUCUCCUUCCCUCUCCCACCCUUGCACCUCUAUCAUCCCUGCACCUCUGCUUCCCUCUCUCAUCUUGAUGACGCUAUGAGUCACAGCCUCACUUGUCCAGGUAGAAACAAGACAGCAGAGAUAGUGGUUCCCCUCAUAUUCUAUCCUAUCCAGCUUAUACGGGAUCUGGGUGUCUCUCUCUCUCUCUCCUAGGUGUGCCUAUAGAUGUGUCUCCACAAGACGUUUUCUGUGUGCAGUAGGACAGAGACUGUGCCGGCUUGUAAAUCAUUUCUGCAAAUUCAGUGGGAGAAUAAAGUAAAGCAAACAGUGUGCCAUAACGCUGUAUAGCCCCCACUUCAAGCACUGGCGUAGGAUGAAAUCGCCAAUAGUGCGCAGUGAUGUAGGGAGACUGACGCCGCUGAGUGUGGCCCCAUAUUCUAUACUGGUUUAUGACUGAACAAGUGACGGCAGCAGUUAUAUACCUGUAGGCCUUGCUAGAGAAUGUAACAAAACAUUAAUACCAAAUAAAUAACUAAUGUUUUAUAUCACUAAUCAUUACAGGCUUAGGCAUGAAAUGUAGAAUCAGUUUGUUUUUAUUUGUGUUUUUUUAACGUGUACACCUGUGUAAUGAUGAAUGAUUACUCAUUACCCCCUUAUAAGUGUUAUUCAACUAAGUACCCUGUGACCUGAUGUAUACUGAGCCCUCCUGAUUACUGUCACAUGCUGUAUGGUGUCUCACCUGUACUAAUAAAUGUAAUCUCCUAA